GCGCCGGAAGUUGUCUAUACGUCAUAUUCAUGCGCCGUGCGCGCUCAGCGUUGAGCUCACGCAGGUCCAGGUUGAACGUCUGAACUACAAACAUGGCUCGAAACGCAGAAAAGGCCAUGACGGCCUUGGCCAGGUUUCGUCAAGCCCAGCUUGAAGAGGGAAGGAUUAAAGAAAGAAGACCUUUUCUUGCUUCAGAGUGUAAUGAGUUACCUAAAGCAGAGAAGUGGAGGAGACAGAUUAUCAGUGAGAUUUCAAAGAAAGUCGCCCAGAUUCAAAACGCUGGUUUGGGGGAAUUUAAGAUUCGUGAUUUGAAUGAUGAAAUCAACAAGCUGCUCAGAGAGAAAGGACACUGGGAAGUCCGAAUCAAGGAACUGGGAGGCCCUGACUACAGGAGAGUGGGGCCGAAGAUGUUGGACCAUGAGGGUAAAGAGGUGCCAGGAAACAGAGGAUACAAGUAUUUCGGUGCGGCUAAAGACUUACCAGGAGUCCGAGAGCUGUUCGAAAAAGAGCCUGUAGCACCACCCAGAAAAACACGAGCGGAGCUGAUGAAGGACAUAGAUGCUGACUAUUAUGGUUAUAGGGACGAGGACGACGGCGCUUUAGUACCAUUGGAACAGGAAUAUGAGAAACAAGUCAUAGCAGAGGCUGUUGAGAAAUGGAAAGCAGACAAAGAGGCUCGCUCAGCUGUUGGUGGAGGCGAGAAAGACACGGAAGAGGAGGAGGAAUAUAUUUACGCUGUCAGAGAUGAAGAGUCUGAUGAUGAGAUGGGAGAACAGAUGGAGGGAGAAGAUGGUUCACAGUCGUUCAUCGCUCAUGUUCCUGUUCCCUCUCAGAAGGAGAUUGAGGAAGCCCUGGUGAGACGGAAGAAAAUGGAGCUGCUGCAGAAAUACGCCAGUGAGAGCUUGAUGGCACAGAGUGAAGAGGCCAAAGCAUUACUUGGUUUAUAGUGGGAUCAGUGUGUUGGGUUGGAAUGGGUUCAUAUUCCUUUGUGGCGUGUACAGUCUUACACAGCCAUGACUCUUAAUGUGAACGAACGUUGAGGCCAGAGCGGAGCACAAGAUGUAUAAGAAACAGAAUUGAUGUGGUUGAAGAUGCUUCUGAACAUCAAAGUGUGCAAGCCAG
Molecule: messenger RNA, 1122 nt
Organism: Sinocyclocheilus anshuiensis
Lineage: Eukaryota; Metazoa; Chordata; Actinopteri; Cypriniformes; Cyprinidae
Gene: isy1
Product: ISY1 splicing factor homolog
Exons: 11
Coding region: 93-947 (284 amino acids)
Biological process (GO): generation of catalytic spliceosome for second transesterification step
Source: RefSeq, a predicted model, not a curated record